UCGUUCGGUGCUAAGGGUGAAGGUGUUACGCUUACUUAGUGCUUUUUAUCACUACUAGUACAAGUGCUUCAGCCUCCAUUGUUGCCGCCAUGGAUUGCCGAACUGUGCUUUUUUUUGCCGCCAUCUUCUUAUCAAUGUUGGCAGCGAAUGUUGAUGGGCGCCGUAAGAAGGUUGUGAUACACGUUCCAGUGAAGACAAAUAGAUUGAAACACACUCAUACUGUUUAUAAAACGGUACAUCAUCACCACACUCACCACAACCUGCCCGACCACGGUCCCUUCCCGGUUGAAGAGCAUGAACACUUCCACCACUACGAUCCUCCGGAGCCAGAACCGGCGUUGUCGCACAAUGAGCCACUCAGCACUCUCGCAUUAAAUGGAUUUUUACCAGAUGCACCACUCGAUGUGCAUGAUUUUAUUAACAUAGAGAAUAAACCGCACAAGAUUCCAUUUAAUCCACGGUAUGUACAUCGAGGACUGCCUUAUAGACCGGGAUUUCUUAUGGAGGUGAACUAAGAUUACAUGUCAGCCAUCUUUAAUUAACAUCCCGAAGUGUUCAAGAAACCCAAAGCUCAAGUAUUCUUGACAAAGAAUAUGAAGUGACGACACUGCCAUGUUGAAGACAUAAGAACGAGUCUCCAUUGUUUUAAUACUCGUAUUAUACUAAUAUCGUCAUCCCUCUUAUUCUUUAUGAACAAAACAGUGAUGACAGUAAUGAUAUACAUGUAUUAAGACAGUUGAAAUUCUCUAUUAGUGUUUUAGUAUUUUUUGCUUUUUUCACGAUACUCUUUUUUAUUAUAAAUGCUUAGCGAUAGUAUUUUUUACGUACUGUUGCCACUACCGAAAUUAAGUACGAAACAUGUUGCUUAACCUUGGAAAUACUAAGAUAACGAUAUAUGUACGCGUGUUUCGGCAGUGGAAACUCACUGUUAUAUCGCUCACUUGUGUUGUUUAAAGUUAUUUAAAUAAUUAGGAUAUGAAUAAGUAAGUUGUAUUAUUAUAACGUACAAAUAAAAUAGCAAGUUAAUUACUUAGAAUUGUCAAGUUUUCUUCUAUACCAAAGAAUGUUUAGGUAUUUUUUCUAUUUAUUUGUCAAUUUUUGUAUCUUCUAAAUUAUUAAAACUUAUUUUAUAUCUGUUUUAUUAGGUAUUAAGGUUUCGCUAAAAAUGUUGUCAUUAGUAUUAUGAAAUUAUUAUUGAAGUAAAUACGAAAAAACUGUACACAUGAUUUGUUACGAUUAUCAACCUUAUGUUAACUUUAAAUAAGAAUUACAUUCGAGUGCUCCUUAAAUGGAUAUUGAACCCUUAGUGAGUAUUGGCGAGCGCUUGGUGAUUUAGCAAUGGACUAUGGCAUCGUUGGUUGACUCAAUGAACGAAGAAUCAGUGAAGCAUUUUCUGAUUUUUUAAUAUCAGAUAUGGUUAUGUUUAAAAUUACGGUAACAAACAAGCUUGCUGAGCGCUAAAUGUAUUAAAGUCAUGGUAACUCGUAAUUUUUAAGAAUAUUGCAUGAUUCAUAUAUUUAAGGCUGGCAUUUUAUCGUUA
Messenger RNA from Papilio polytes (common Mormon), 1540 nucleotides. RefSeq lists its product as uncharacterized. The record is from RefSeq and is a predicted model, not a curated record. The transcript has 4 exons. The coding region runs from base 90 to 515 and encodes 141 amino acids. NCBI's taxonomy places the organism in Eukaryota, Metazoa, Arthropoda, Insecta, Lepidoptera, Papilionidae.